Trichosurus vulpecula (common brushtail) is the source of this 393-nucleotide messenger RNA. RefSeq names its product sperm acrosome membrane-associated protein 4-like. Lineage: Eukaryota; Metazoa; Chordata; Mammalia; Diprotodontia; Phalangeridae. Bases 1 to 393 code for a protein of 130 amino acids. The transcript has a single exon. The record is from RefSeq and is a predicted model, not a curated record.
AUGGGCACACUAUCUUCGCUCUCCUUGUGCCUGACUGUGGCCUUAGCCUGCGUCACAAUGGUGGCGACCAAGCACUGCUAUUACUGUGACCUUACCAAUAUGGGCAACUGCGUGGGCACUCCCAUGUACUGCGGGGAAGAAGAGGACUGCUACUAUGGACGAGGUACCGCCACUGGCCUCACCCACAUUGUCAACAGGGGAUGCGUAGAAGCCACUCACUGCAACAGGGAAUGGCCUAUCAGUUACAUGGGGGCCACCUACAGCUUCGUCACCUACUGCUGCCAUGGAAACCUCUGUAAUGCUGGCCCUCCUGGCCCAAAGCAAGCUCCACUAAGCUUCACCACCAUCAUCUCGGGGCUGAGCCUAACCCUGCUUCUGGGCUGGAUUCUGUGA